Messenger RNA from Capsicum annuum, 2514 nucleotides. RefSeq lists its product as uncharacterized. The record is from RefSeq and is a predicted model, not a curated record. The transcript has 5 exons. NCBI's taxonomy places the organism in Eukaryota, Viridiplantae, Streptophyta, Magnoliopsida, Solanales, Solanaceae. Bases 1268 to 1993 code for a protein of 241 amino acids.
GUGCAGAUGGAAUUCUUUGUGUAAGUUUUCAAAGGCAUGAUCCGGGUUUGAACCUCAACUGUUGUUUGAUAUGUCCAAAGAGGUAGACAGGGAAAAAACAGAGAUAUGGUUGCUGUUAUCAUGUGAAGAGAUGUCAUAGAGAACAAACCCCCCACAAGAAUGUAGUUUUGUGAAUUAUAUUAUUUAAGCUAGAUCUUUGGAGAGGAAAAAUAACUAUCUGUCUUAUCACCUUAUUUCACAACUCCCCCACCCCACCCGACACUCUUCCCCAGUUUUCCCAAGCCAACCUUUCCCGCGGCAGCUCCUCUAUUUUGUCUGUGGAUAAGCUUAAAUUUAAGUGAUAAAGUGAAGUGUUAGCUUUUGUGCUUGGUAAAAAUUUUAUUUUACUUUCCGUUGAAAUUGGCGUGGAAUGAGUUUUAUAUGGAGGAACAUGGUCAGUGGUGAUUUAUAUAGCCAACCCAGUUAUUGUACUUUCCUUCAAUAUGGCUGGACUAGACCAUUCUUUUUCAGCAGACCAGCAUUUUUACCAAGUGCUCUCAUCACUGUGUACUUCAGAAUAUUAACUUUUACUUUACAAAUAAAGUGUGCGAAUUAAUGAUUUUCAAUAAGAGAGAAUUGCACAAAUCAUGGAUCCCAAAUAAUGCAAAUUAGACCUUCAGUUUUCUCUCAUUUCGAAUCUUCUUGGAAAAUUAGUUUAUGUGGUUCGUCCUUUUGAUCACCAGGAAAACAGAGUAUUUAUACGGAGGAAAUGGUAGAACAUAAUUUCUUACUAUAAUUUUUUUGAAAUAUAGCAAUCAAGGUCUGGGGGAUGGAAGUUAUUGGCCUUCAAAAGAUUCUAACUCAUUCAGUUUCUCACUUGUCUCCAAUCAGAAGCGAAUCAUAACUUAUUCUUAAUGAGUUGGAAGUUUUAAAAAUUAUAAUAUUUUAACAUGUAACGUAAUAUUAUGACUGUGGGUCUAAUAUUUAUCGAGAUUUUAGCAGUUUUUAUGCAUUAAUUUAGACGCGGUGUCAAAAGGUAUGACUUCAAAUGAACCUAUACCCAAUCUGUUACCUUCGCCUGCCUCCAACAAAUAGAUAUGGUGAAAAGUAACGCAAAACCUUUAUCCUCAUAGAAAAGAGGAGGAACGAAGUGCAAUUUGAGAUUUAGUCAUGGGGCAAAGUGUCGUACCAAAAUGUUUUUGAGGGAGUAAAAUUUUAAAAUCUCAAAAUAUAAGUGCACGCAUUGCUUAAAACCGCGGGAAGUUCUCCAUUAGAACAGACAGUAAAAAUGGAGGAUUCAGGUGCAAUUCUAUGUCAAAUCUCUUCGUUCAAGGAUAUGCUUGAUCAGGUAAACGAAGAAAUUGAGGCGAACAUUCAGGUGACGAGAGAGAUUGAAUCGAAAAUAGUGAAGUGUACGGAGAUUGAAACCGCGCUGGCUGCUCGAGAAUCGGAACUGACGAGAACCGCUUAUGCGCUUCAGUUUGAAAUCGCCGGCUUGAUGAAAGUUCAUGCUGAUUCAGAGGCCUCUCUCAAACAUUUGGAUGAAAAGAUAUGUUAUCUAAGACGGAAGCGCGAUGAGAUACAUGAGAGAAUAAAUAACAGAAGGGAUGAAUUUGUUGCUUCAUGCUUGGCUUUCCAAAAUGAAGUUUAUGUUGAAGAUAAUGACGAAAUACACACUUUGCUCGCAGAAAAAGAGCGACUGCAGAAUGAAAUUCAUAGUUUAGACAAGAAAAACAGAGCUUUGGAAAGCUCAACAGCAGCUUUUGUGGAAGAGGUUCUUGAAGAACUUCAGCAAACUGUGUCUGCUUUAGAAGUUGAAAUAAGAUGUGGCAAUAUUGAGAAUGAGAAAUUGCUCAAGAAUAUCGAUGAAUUGAAGAAGACUUUAUCUUCAAUUAUGUUGACUGGAUUGCAAAAAAUGGUAAUCUACCCCAGCUUUACCUCCAACCUUUCAUUUAGUAGUGCCAUCUCUGACUCUUGUCUUUUCACAUCUUCAGCAAGUUUCUGCAGUUGGUAAUGUUUUUUCAGCUGCACGUUAACCGGUGAUUGCUGUUCAUGUCACUUGUAUGCUGAAGUUGUACAUGAAACUGUCAACAGAUUAGUUCAAAUGAUUCUAAGAAUGAAUGCUUUUAAACCCCAAGUGAAAUGUGGCAGAAGAUAAUGCAUUGGUGCUGAUGUUUUUCCUCUUUUAGUCAAGAGAGUGUUCAGAUGAACAUGUAAAAGAUACAGCUCAGCUUGGAGUGUAAAUCUGAUCCACAUUGCUGUGUUCUUUUGCAAAUAUAUACUAUGCAAUGCAAAAUUUACUCAGAUGACAUACAACAAAAACAUACACAGUGAAAUCUCAUAAGUAAAAUCUCCUAAAGUGUAUGCAGAUCUUUACCACUACCUCGUGAAGGUAGAUAUGUUGUUUCCGAAAAAACCAGGUGACAUAUCAGCAACAAUGUUUAUCUGCAUAUCUUUGUAUAUCAGCAACACAAGGGUCGUGCACUGUUCUACUUAUUUGUACUGUUGCCCUGCAACUCCAACUCCCCACCCCCA